Sander lucioperca (pikeperch) is the source of this 3917-nucleotide messenger RNA. Its product is annotated as 5-hydroxytryptamine receptor 4. The record is from RefSeq and is a predicted model, not a curated record. Gene Ontology annotation, cellular component: plasma membrane. Bases 225 to 1499 code for a protein of 424 amino acids. Gene Ontology annotation, biological process: adenylate cyclase-activating adrenergic receptor signaling pathway; chemical synaptic transmission; regulation of appetite. Gene Ontology annotation, molecular function: G protein-coupled serotonin receptor activity. NCBI's taxonomy places the organism in Eukaryota, Metazoa, Chordata, Actinopteri, Perciformes, Percidae. The transcript has 7 exons.
GCGGACUGUCACCCAUCUGCUGCUCGUGCAGAUCAUAGCCUACUCCCCGAGUCCGCGGCAGUUUUUCUUUUCUUUCCCCCUCUUCUUUCCGGCUGGAACAUGAGAGAGACCAGCACGGUCUGGGGCGCGUGGAUCGGAGAGACGGAGACGAAGAGCCCGGCACAGGGCCAGAGCAUGGGGUGAUGAGGACUAUCCUCUGCUAACCUCAAUGCAGAUGACCAGUGAUGGCCACAGCAUCACCUCGACAUUUGUUGGAUGACCUAUUAAACACAGUACAACAGGAACAGCAGCAGGAAUUGCCGAUCUCGCUGGAGGCGAUUGUUCUCACCAUCUUUCUCUCCAUUAUUAUCAUAAUGACAGUGUUUGGCAACCUGCUAGUCAUGGUGGCACUCUGCAAGGACAGACAUCUACGAAGGAAGAAAACAAACUACUUCAUUGUGUCACUGGCGUUUGCUGACCUGCUGGUUGCGUUGUUGGUGAUGCCCUUCGCUGCAAUCGAGCUGACCACCGGCCAGUGGAGAUACGGCGAGAUCUUCUGCCUGGUCCGAACGUCUCUGGACGUCCUGUUGACUACAGCGUCCAUUCUGCACCUCUGUUGCAUUGCGCUGGACAGGUAUUACGCUAUCUGCUGCCAGCCGCUGGUCUACAGACACAAGAUGACCCCAGUCAGAGUGGCAGUGAUGCUCAGCGGCUGUUGGCUCAUCCCCACAUUCAUCUCCUUCCUACCAAUCAUGCAAAGCUGGAACGCCAUUGGCAUCGAGGACAUUAUUGAGGAGAGGCGAGCCUUGGCAGGAGGCUCCAACGACACAAGCUGUGUGUUUCUGGUCAACCGGCCGUACGCCCUGAUCUGCUCUGCGGUGGCGUUCUACGUCCCGUUGGCCCUCAUGGUCCUGGCCUACCAGCGGAUCUACGUCACCGCCAUGACCCACGUGCGGCAGAUCGAGACACUACAGCGGGCCGGCUCCGCUCCUGUCACCGGGGUGGCUCCGUUGAUCACCCUGAGGCCCUCCACUUCCUCAGAUCCAUCGGAGACCUGCCGCCUUAGGACAACAACGGGCUCCUCCUUAGAGCACGCUCCCAUAGCGAAUAGCCGCAUGCGUGUUGAGACUAAGGCGGCAAAGACGCUGGCGAUUAUAAUGGGUUGUUUCUGCCUAUGCUGGGCGCCGUUCUUCAUCACUAACGUGGUGGACCCCUUCAUCCAUUACUCAGUGCCCUGGCAGCUGUGGACAGCCUGGCUGUGGCUCGGGUACAUUAAUUCAGGGUUGAAUCCCUUCCUGUACGCCUUUCUGAACCGGGCGUUUCGAAGGGCGUUUCUGUUGAUCCUCUGCUGUGGGGAUGAGCGGUACGCACGGCAGGGGAGCUGCUCCUAUGGACACACCCACAGAGUGUGCUCGGCUGCGUCCGUCAACGGGACGUCUAUGGGACUAAGAUUGUCCCUUCUGCCAAACCGGAGCUACAGCGACAACGGGCAGACUAUACUGGCCAACGAGCAGUACUAGGACGCUCUUGGACAACUAUGAGGAUGUCCUUGACAGAGCUGUGACAUCAUCAGCUGAUGUGAGGGACCUUUGAGUUAGUUUCGAGACGAAGACUUCAUGGCCUCUUUCAUUUCAACAGCCAAAUGUUAACUGACCUGUUUAUGAGAAGGUUGUCUCACCUGGAAAUUUACUCUUUGAUCUAGCAUCAACAAGUUUGUUGAUGCUGUUCAGGGUUAGAGGCAUCAGACAAGUGCAGAAAGUCAGAUCUGACUCUUGAGGAACAAAUGAGGCAUAUUGGUGCAGAACUAAAAUACUAGUUGUAGAGUACUUGCGUCCAUGGACUGAAACACAUUGUCAAUGUGUUUCCAGGUUCUAGCUCUAAAACGUGAAGAACUGUUCUUCUCAGUCGAACAACUGGAUCACCGGAGGUGAAGAUCGAGUCAGCGGUCCAGUGCCACAGAUUUCAGAAAACUAAAGCAGACUACAAGCCAAACUCUGGCCAACAUGAGGGCUGGAGUACGAGGCCUCUUAUGCUUUCAACCUCUACGAUGACAUCCCAUCAUAGUUAUAAGCAGAGCUAACUGCCAGCUGGUCACACAGGUGACUGCAGGUCUCGUUAGAUUAAAGUUCAGUUAAUUGUACAGAAGUUUGUAUUCUUGUCUUUUACCAGCAUCGACAGCACUCUGAAACUGCUGAAUGUAAUGUCAAAAGUGGACGUUUUUAUUCUUACCCUUCAUUUUAAAUUCCAUUUUGAAAUAGCUGCAAAAAAAACACGAAAGGCCGAGGGUAAUUUUGUGAUGAAAUACAGCAUCAUAAAAACGGUUUGUUGAACAUUGUGAUGAAACACUUGCCUAAACCUUUCAUGGCACAUCAAAUAUUGUUGCACUUACCUCUGUGGGUUGAAAGGUUGUGUGAUGUGUUGCAUCUCUGUCCACACCUAACAGUGAUGUUGUGUUGGUUUGGUAGUGAAGCUCUCCAUCAUUGCAGCAAGGUGGAAAGCUCAAUGGCCAGUGUUGAAAUCACUCUUCCUGCAAGGGGCGACAUUGAGACAUGUGUAGGAAUUGACUCUUGACUUUUUUGUAAAUGAAUAACACAUGGUUUUAAAGCACUGACAGUGCAUAUGCAUCCAAACAGACAUACUGCCACAAAUGUAUCACAACAAGUACAAGUUUGAGGAAUCAAAAAAAAAAAAUGUUUGGUCUGAUUAAACAUUUGUGAAAUGAGCACAAUUUCUUUAAAUUUACAUAUCAGCUCAUUAGAAUAUACCGCCCCCCAUCUGAGUAACUCCACCACGACUUGAGAACUACCUUUGCAAAGAUGCGCCUUUUGUCUCUCGCAAGCCAAUCAGAUCAGACUGGGCUUUUUGGGAGGGGGUUUACAGAGACAGGCGCUAAAACGGAGCAUUUUAGACAGAGGGUGAUUACAGUUAAAUUAAGACAGACAGUUUGAGAAAAAGAAUGUGUUUUUUGAACUUUAAAGCAUGUAAACAUGUUCUAGGACUAUUAAAAACCCAAAAUACAAGUAUGAACCUAAAAAUGAGAAUAAUAUGGGACCUUUAAAUGCAGAUAAUGGCAAAUAAUAUGAAUAUUUUCCUCAUUAGACUUGAUAAGCAUAUUCAGGCCAAGGUGAAUAUUAAGGUCUGAUUUCACUCAAAUGAUGCAUUAGAGACUUCAUCCAUGUGUUGGAUGGUUGAUGGUUGGACUGUGUUUUAAAGUGCCAUUAAGUGAUUUUUUCACUAGAGAUCAAAAUUCACUCUUGUUAAGCUUUGAUUUGGUCUGUAUUUUCUUUACCAGCCAUUCGUUUUGGCUCCGUUUUUGGCUCUCUCUAUGCCCUUUUUUUGGGGGCAUUAAGCAUAUUCUCAGCAUGUAUGAGCUAGUUUGCUUGCAUCAGCCUCCUACAGGCCUGUGAGAGCCAGGGCUCGGAAAAAACAAAAUUAUUAAAAAGUGGCCAAAAGCAAAUAAAUAAGCAAAUAAAUACAGCUAAAAUCAGUAUAGAGCUUCAGAGUUGGCUGUUUUUCUUAGUGGGGUUUGCAGCACUAGUGAGCCAUUUCAGUUAAAGAUAGAUUCAAAAGUGCCUCUCUUACACAGGAUUUAACUCUCCUCCAAUGUUUGAUGCUCAGUUUACAUAUCUGAACUCCAUCUGUCUCUCUCUGUCUGCCUAUCACAACACGUUCAGGAGAUUGACACACAGAGGUGUGAUACCAUCUCAGCCGCCCUCUGUCAUCAUUAUUUUCAUUUAAAUUUCUUUAUGCAUCUCCGCCUCAGAAAACAAAGGUUAACUCAUCAUCUCUCCUUUUUAUUUUCAAUGCACAACCUAGCUUCAAAGAUGACGAGCUGAAUGAAUGUCUUGUUACAUUGUGACAACUUUUAAUAGCUCACUGUGCCCUGUAUUUCAUCUUUAUUGUGCGCAAUCGAGAUGACGAAUAAACAGAGAAUUUGA